UAAUUUUGUCAUCAUAAUAUUACUCUGCGCGUCUCCCAUAAUUUAUAACCAAGCGUUUAAACUAAAUUAUACAUUUUGGUUUUUUUUUUUUUCAAAAAUUAAUAGCCGUAAACUUAGGAAGGCUUUGGAAAGUGAAGUGUGAGUGAUUAGUGAGAGUAGGAAGUUUUGGCAUUGUGGAUAGGAAAAGAAAUUGAAAUCGCGGCUGUGAUUCCUUUCCAUGAUACUCGCUCACUCCCUCCUUCUCUCCAACACACCUCCGCCCUCCCGCGCUACCGACCGACUCCAAUUAGCCGACUCGCUCCAAUCGGAGACCCUCAAGAUUCUCGAAUGGCCGUCCCUCUGCAACCAGCUCUCCGCCUUCACCUCCACCUCCAUGGGUCUCUCAGCCGCCCAAUCUGCAAGGAUUCCUCUUGGCCGGACCCCAACCGAGACCCGCCGUCUCCUCGACCAGACCUCCGCCGCACUUGCAAUGCCCCGACCCUUGGAUUUCUCCGGAAUCGAAGACGUUUCUCGGAUUGUUGAUGCGGCCGUCGCUGGUAGAAUUCUCAUGAUAGGGGAGCUUUGUUCCGUACGUAGGACGCUGAGGUCGGCUAGGUCAUUGAUCCAACAGUUGGAGGAGAUUGCUUCUGGCAGUAGCUCGCACGAUAGGUCUGUGUGCUCCCCGCUACUUGAAAUUCUCCGUGAGUGUAAUUUUCUGGCCGAAUUGGAGCGGAGGAUAGAAUUUUGUGUGGAUUGUAAUUUUUCAGUAGUCCUCGACCAAGCUAGUGAAGAUCUGGAAAUGAUAAGGUCAGAAAGGAAGACAAACAUGGAAAAUCUAGAGGCAAUGCUGAAGAAAAUAUCUUCUCAAAUUUUUCAGGCGGGUGGAAUCGAUAGACCUCUGGUUACCAAACGUAGAUCACGGAUGUGCGUUGCUAUCAGAACUACACAUAGAUCUCUACUUCGUGAUGGCGUAGUUUUAGACUCUAGCAGCUCUGGAGCGACUUACUUCGUGGAACCGAGGGAGGCAGUAGAGUUGAAUAAUCUGGAAGUGAGUCUAUCAAAUUCAGAACAAAUGGAGGAGCAAGCCAUUUUAAGUUACCUUAGUUCUGAAAUUUCAGAAUCCAGUGGAAAGAUAAGAUAUUUGUUAGAUAGAGUGUUGGAAGUAGAUCUUGCUUUUGCAAGAGCUGCUCAUGCUCAGUGGAUGAAUGGGGUCUGUCCAAAUUUUAGUGCUGUAGGUUGUGAGAAUUCUGAGCAUAACUCAUUAUCAGUAGAUGUAAGCAGCAUUCGUCAUCCUUUGCUUCUUGAGUCUACGUUGAGAAAUAUUUCAACUCUUUCAACAUCUAGUAGUUCCUCUUCUUCUAAUCAGGAAACCGGCAUAAGAAAAUCUGACAUGCUGCCUGGUGAUCUUGAUUUUCCUGUGCCUGUUGACUUUAAAAUUGGAAGUGGAGCAAGGGUGGUUGUUAUCUCAGGACCUAAUACCGGAGGUAAAACUGCUUCCAUGAAAACUCUAGGAUUGGCAUCUAUAAUGUUAAAAGCUGGAAUGUACCUCCCUGCACAAAAUCAUCCACACCUGCCGUGGUUUGAUCUUGUUCUUGCAGAUAUUGGUGAUCGUCAGUCUCUAGAGCAAAGUCUUUCAACCUUUAGCGGACACAUCUCACGAAUUUGUAAUAUCCUGAAAGUGGCCACUGAAAGAUCUCUUGUCCUUCUUGAUGAACUUGGAAGUGGAACUGAUCCAUCAGAAGGUGUGGCUCUAUCAGCCAGCAUAUUACACUAUCUCAAGGAAAGAGUAAACUUGGCUGUUGUGACAACCCAUUAUGCAGAUUUAACUCGGUUAAAAGAGAAGGAUGCAAGGUUUGAGAAUGCAGCUAUGGAGUUCUCCCUGGAGAGUCUACAGCCUACUUAUAGGAUUAUUUGGGGAAGCAUGGGUGAGUCAAAUGCAUUAAGUAUUGCAAAAACAAUAGGCUUUGAUGGAAGAAUAAUUGAGCGGGCACAAUCUUGGGUAAUGAAGCUAACACCAGAGAAGAUGCAGAAGCUUAAUACGUUGUUGUAUCAGUCUCUAGUUGAAGAGAGAAAUAAAUUAGAAAUCCAGGCAAAAAAAGCUGCCUCUCUUCAUUCAGAUGUAUUGAGAAUUUAUCAUGAGAUUCGUGAUGAGGCAGUUGAUCUUGAUGUGCGUGAAGCAGCUCUUAAGGCAAAUGAGACCAAGCAGAUACUACAGCAAUUGAAGGUUGUGAAGGCUGAGAUUGAUACUGUAGUGCAAGAGUUUGGGAAGCAACUGAAAAAUACAGAGCCAAAGGACUUCAAUGUUCUUUUGAAGAAAUCAGAAUCUACCAUUGCAUCCAUUGUUGAAGCUCAUCAGCCUUCUGCUAAUGAAUCUGUAGAUAGAAAUGCUAAUAGUUUCUAUGCACCACAGAUUGGAGAGCAAAUCCUUAUAAAGGACUUAGGGAAUAAGCUGGCUACUGUAGUUGAAGCACCAAGUGAUGAUGACACGGUCCUUGUCCAAUAUGGAAAAAUCAGAGUCCGUGUAAACCUAAGCAGUAUAAAUGCUGUUGCAGCUAAUGGUGCAAUGACGUCAGCCCCACAACCAAGGAGAAAGGGUCGGCAGACGAAGAGACUCGAGAAUCUGAAAAAUCUUUCAGAAACCAUGAAAGAUGAGAAGGCUUCAUAUAGUCCUGUAGUGCAGACAUCGAAGAACACCGUGGACCUGCGGGGAAUGAGAGUCGAGGAAGCAACUUACAAUGUUGAGAUGGCCAUUAAUACCAGAGGGCCUAAAUCAGUUCUCUUCAUCAUACACGGAAUGGGCACUGGGGUUUUGAAGGAGCGUGUUUAUGAAUUACUAAAGAAACAUCCUCGUAUAGCAAAAUUUGAACAGGAGAGCCCUAUGAAUUAUGGCUGUACUGUAGCCUACAUUAAGUGAAAGUGCUACAAUCUAGCCACAAAGGAAAGCGUCAACUUUCUUUGAAUUUCGACCACAACAUGUAUGUGUGUAUAAAUACUACUCUUAAAUAUAGUACAUACUACAUAGUAAUAUGUUGGAAGCUAUUUCCUCC
Molecule: messenger RNA, 3026 nt
Organism: Salvia miltiorrhiza (redroot sage)
Lineage: Eukaryota; Viridiplantae; Streptophyta; Magnoliopsida; Lamiales; Lamiaceae
Exons: 5
Coding region: 218-2893 (891 amino acids)
Biological process (GO): mismatch repair; negative regulation of DNA recombination
Molecular function (GO): endonuclease activity; ATP-dependent DNA damage sensor activity; ATP hydrolysis activity
Source: RefSeq, a predicted model, not a curated record